Messenger RNA from Syngnathoides biaculeatus (alligator pipefish), 1676 nucleotides. RefSeq names its product mevalonate (diphospho) decarboxylase a (gene mvda). Gene Ontology annotation, biological process: isopentenyl diphosphate biosynthetic process, mevalonate pathway; isoprenoid biosynthetic process. Bases 135 to 1385 code for a protein of 416 amino acids. Gene Ontology annotation, molecular function: diphosphomevalonate decarboxylase activity; ATP binding. Gene Ontology annotation, cellular component: cytosol. The record is from RefSeq and is a predicted model, not a curated record. NCBI's taxonomy places the organism in Eukaryota, Metazoa, Chordata, Actinopteri, Syngnathiformes, Syngnathidae. The transcript is spliced from 10 exons.
AAUCCCGAGCAAGACAUUAGUGGCUCAAAGAAUAGUGUUGUCAGUCAUGUUAGCUAACGUUGCUACUGAACUCCAGAAGAGAUUCACCGAGUUAAGCACGAACAUUACCGGUGUUGAAGUACAAAAAUAGAAACAUGCCGGAGGAAAUCAUGGAGAAGACAUACACGUGUACUGCGCCUGUGAAUAUAGCGGUCAUUAAAUACUGGGGAAAGAGAGAUGAAGACUUAAUUCUACCCAUAAAUUCAUCGCUGAGCGUAACACUUCAUCAAGAUCAGCUGAAAACAACCACAACCGUGACCACCAGCAAGUCUUUUCUAGAAGAUCGACUAUGGCUCAACGGGAAGGAGGAGGAUAUCAGCCAUCCAAGACUGCAAUCGUGCCUGAGAGAGAUUCGACGUCUCGCGAGAAAAAGACGAAAUGAUGAUGACCUGGGUUUGGAUUCGACUAGUUUAACUCAUAAAGCUCACAUCUGUUCCAUCAACAAUUUCCCAACUGCUGCCGGACUUGCUUCCUCCGCAGCAGGAUUUGCUUGUUUAGUUUACACACUGGCUCAAGCGUUUGGAGUAGAAGGGGAAUUGUCCGGAGUGGCUCGUCAGGGCUCGGGCAGUGCAUGCAGAAGUAUGUACGGGGGAUUUGUGCAGUGGAUCAUGGGACAUCAGGGUGACGGCAAGGAUAGUCUCGCCCAGCAGGUGGAGCCAGAGACUCACUGGCCUGAGCUGAGAAUACUUGUGCUUGUGGCCAGUGCUGAGCGGAAACACGUGGGCAGCACCUCUGGCAUGGAAACUAGUGUACAAACAAGCUGUCUUUUAAAGCAUCGAGCCGAGUCUGUUGUCCCGGGGCGCAUGGUUGAGAUGAUUAAAGCGGUGCGCGGAAAAGACUUCCCUGCGUUCGCCGAACUCACCAUGAAGGACAGCAACCAGUUUCACGCCACCUGCCUGGACACGUACCCGCCUAUAUUCUACCUCAACGGCGUAUCUCAUCAGGUCAUCAACCUGGUGCAUCGAUACAACCGUCACCACGGGGAGACAAGGGUAGCCUACACAUUUGAUGCAGGACCCAAUGCUGUGAUAUUCGCUUUACAGCAACACAUUCCCGAGUUUAUUCAAGCAGUCCAACAUUUCUUCCCGCCAGAAACCAACGGAGGAGAGUUUAUAAAAGGGCUUCCAGUUCCUCAUGCAAGUCUUUCCGAGGAGUUAAAACGAGCAAUUGGUUUGGAGCCCAUGCCUCGAGGAAUUAGCUAUAUUAUUAGCACCAAGCCUGGCCCGGGUCCCUGCGUUGUGAAGGAUCCCACACAGCACCUCCUCGGACCCAAUGGAUUACCCAAGAACAUUGUUCGAUGUCAUCCGGAAACGGACAACGGCGUAAAACAUAAAAACGGUCCCUAAUAUUAUAUAUUAUAUAAUGCAUAAUAUCAUGUUUUGUCAUUGCCAGAUGACAACUUUGAGGUCGUGUCACGCUUUAGCAGUCACAUUGUUUUUUUUCCUUCUUAUGGACUUGUACUGCUCAACCCUGAUUCAUAAUCAUGAUAACGAAUUAUAUCACAUCGAUUACAUUAGAAUACUACUCUGCUCUCUCAGAGAAAAUCAUGUUUUCUAUGUUCACGAAAACAAAUGUCUAUAUAAAUGUCCAUGCCUAUAAAAUAAAUAUAUACUGAGGACAAAUGAUGUACAGUAGUU